CACGAUAUACAUCUACAACCUCGGACGUAUAAAUGCGCAUAAGUCAGUACAAAUGUCUUGGGUAAUAGAACUAGAAGAUCACACACACACCCACGCACACACACAUAUCUGAGUACUACUAGCUAGUAAAGGAUUGUUGUAGCAAGGAAAAACCUGCAAAAGAAUCUGGUCAGAAAGAAGGAAGAAUUGAUCCCUUCAUCCGGAGACACCCGCAACCCCACACCUGUUUUAACGCCACUGUGUGUGUAUGUGACACAAUUUGUCCCAAUUCCAUCCCCAAUUAUUCCUAUUUAAGUACUUAACUGUAGUUACUAUUUCAUCAUCUUCUUCUUCUUCUUCUUAGUUCUUUGAUUCUUUCAGCUUUCAAACGGUCUAGGAAUUCGAUCCAACUAUAAACAUGUAUUUGACUAAUCAAUUAUCCUGCAGUCACUUUUGGUUUCUGUAUGUUUAGAUAGGAGUUGAGCAUAUCAGUGGGCAAAAACCCAGUCGUUUUUGUGCCUUUUUUUUUUCUUUAAUUGUUUGAUUAAGAGCUGGAAAGUUUUGCUGCUCUCCGACCUUGUUGGGUCAUUUUUAAAUUUCUUUUUUUUUGUUUUUUAUUUAUGAAUUUCAUCAAGCAUGGAGAACUGGAAGCCGACCCAAUCCAAGCUCAUGCAGAAACAUUGCAUUAUUUGCCUUGUUUUCACCGCCUUGCUAUGCUCUUUAGCAGAAUCAAGGGCAACAGUGGUGUCGUCCAAUGGAGUUGGUUUUGACCUCCAGGAGGUGGGAAAGAAGGAGCACGGCUUUGCUCAUGUCGACGGAGUAGGGAGGAAGCAUUCGAGGCCCGUGGGUUCGUCGCCGCCGAGCUGCGGAGGAAAGUGCGGCGGAUGCACGCCGUGCAGCCCCAUCAGAGUUACGGUGCCACCAAAAGGCGGAGAGCGGUUGAUGAUGUCCGCCGAGUAUUACCCUCAACGGUGGAAUUGUUCUUGCGGCGGCAAAUUGUACCAUCCUUGAUGCACCAAUAUAUAGUGGAUGCUUCUUUUAAUCGGAAUUUAUAGAUUGAUCCAUCGUUAUAACUGCUAAGUAACCUUGCUUUAUAGGUUUAGUUGUAACGUCCAGCUAUCAUAGUUUUAAUACUUAAACUAAUGUCACAAACGCGCCAUACGAAUUUGUCUCUCUUCUUCAUUUUCCAGAAUUAAAUCUUCAUCAAAGAC
This is a messenger RNA of Oldenlandia corymbosa var. corymbosa, 1190 nucleotides long. The record is from the annotation of a GenBank genome assembly. NCBI's taxonomy places the organism in Eukaryota, Viridiplantae, Streptophyta, Magnoliopsida, Gentianales, Rubiaceae.